This is a messenger RNA of Triplophysa rosa, 2303 nucleotides long. RefSeq names its product transcription termination factor 1-like. Bases 454 to 2097 code for a protein of 547 amino acids. The transcript is spliced from 10 exons. The record is from RefSeq and is a predicted model, not a curated record. NCBI's taxonomy places the organism in Eukaryota, Metazoa, Chordata, Actinopteri, Cypriniformes, Nemacheilidae.
UGAUUGGCGUAUGACAUCAAAUAUCGCGAGAGCGACAACUUCAGUUUGGUGUGGGCGCAAUCUUUUUUCUUAAUUUAAAAUCGAUUUUCCUCUGAAAUUUAAAACAGAAUCAUUUUGUAAUGUAAAUUAAAUACAUAAUGUUAAAAGAUACACCGAUCCUGGAUCACCGGAAAUGAGUCAGUACGUUUUCCAUUGUGUAAUGAGCUCUAUGGUAAAGAACAGGUCCAACUUCUACAAGUGACCUAAGUAGUGUUCACGUUAUAGUGAUUCAAGAGUCCCAGGUAUCUUCGGAUGAAGACUGCCUCCUGUCCGACAGAUGGCAGUGUAGUAAUGCAUUUUUAGUCUGUGGUAGUGAAGAAGAGAAGGGGUACCCUCGUGGUAAACAUUCCUGUAAAUAUAACUUUCCAGAAUAUGAGCAGACGUAUCGAUUAAAUACAGUCACGUGCGCUUAAAAUGGACGCGGUUCAUCCAGAAAAGAUCAAGAAGAAAAGAAAAAGAGAGGCGCAAGAUUUUGUUGAAAGUUCAAAUGUGCAGAACGAGUCUGAAAAGAAAAACCAUAAGAACAAGAGGAAAAGGGACGUGGAGAUUUUAAAUGUCCAGACACGUACAGAGAAAAAGAAGAAAAGGAAACUGAAUGAAAGACAGUUUGAUAUUGAUACUGAAGAGGCGACAUUGCUGGAUGAUGGACUCCUACAUGAAGUAAAUGACACCAACUCACCAUCAAAAGAAGUAGAGAGGAAGAAAAAGAGAAAGAAAGCGAAGAGAAAACAUUCAGACUGUGAUGACUCGGCAAAAGACCCUCAUGAAGAGCAGUCUGGUACCACCACGGAGAUGGAGAACGUGUCAAAUGUAGAUGACCAGCAAACUGCCCAAGACCUCACAGAUCCUGCCACUCAAACUCAUACUCAACCCUUCCGAAAGAAGAGGAGUAACGGAGAAGUUCUAGAGAUUGAUUUUAAACUCUUGAGUGAAAUGAAAGAAUUUGUUCCUGACAUCGAGUCCAGAUAUAUGAUAAAUGUCCAAAAAAUGAUCAUAUAUGACUUGCCAAGGUUCAGGGAAUUCAAAAAGCAAGGUAUCCCACUGAGACAUGGACGAUUCUCCAUUGAGGAAAAUAAGAGGUUAAGACGGAACGUUUUGGAUUUUCUUGCUCUCACAGGAGUGGACAGUGCUACCAAGCUCUUUCACGUAAAACGGUUUCCAGACGAGAAAAUGCAUUUGGUAAAGUUGAAAAAGCAGCACAAGUUUUUCUUAAAGAUUGCGGAAGGAAUUCCCAGGUCUUGUUAUGAGGUUUUUGUCCGUGGAAGAAAAACUUUUGAUGGUUACAAUUAUAAAGGAAGGUUUGCUGACGAUGAAGUCAAAGCAUUGCAGAAAUAUCAAACACUACAUGGCAAUGACUGGGUGAAGAUUUCUGAACUAACUGGUCGAAGCGCUUUGUCUCUUGAGAAGCGUUAUUCUCAAAUCAAUAAGAAAUUUGGGCCAUGGUCAGAAAAGGAGUUACAGAGACUUUUGAGGGCUGUGCGAGACUAUAUCGUAACUAAACUUAAGUCCAUGUCCACUGAUAAGAGGACGCCAACCAGAGUCAGUCGAGAAAUGCUCUACAAGAAACUGCCGUGGUUUGAAAUCGCUCACAAGGUUAAAACUCGAAGCUGGACCAAGUGCAGAGUUAAAUGGAUGGGCAUCCUUGCGGUGCGGAUGUCAUAUGGGAGUGUGUGCCAGGGAAGGAAAUCCCACGAGGCCAAAAUCAGACUCAUUCAAGCAAUGUAUGAAAGCCAGGUAGAUGAUGUUGUGGACAUCAACUGGGAGGACCUCACGGGUGCUUUUGGCGAUGUUCCUCCUGCAUAUGUUCAGAUGAAAUGGCAUCAGCUCAAAGUGUGCUACGUGCCAAAUUGGCAGAACAAGAGUUUUGAAGACAUCGUUGACUACCUGCAUGAGAAGGUCAAACCAAAACUGGAGAAUGAAUGUGAGGAUCUUGAUGAGAAUGACCUGCCAGCUGACCAGAAGCAGAGCUUCCUUCUCUCAGACAUCUUUCAGGAUAUAAAUGAGAAUUGUGACAUUGAUGAUGAUGGUGACGACGAGGAGGAGGAGGGUGGGCAAUGAUAGAAAAAGGACUACUUUUUUACUUGUACAGUUUGAUUAGAUGUUAACUAUGAAAAGGAUGUAACAUAUUUCUUUACUGUGUAGAUAAAAGAUGUACAUAAAAGAUGCUGUUUAUGUUUAGAAUGUACAAAUCUUGUCUUUAUUAUCAGUUAGUUUUUACACGUUUUAAUAAACAAGUCUUAAAUGUAACAGGCUUCCGAGUAUGU